UCAAAGAGAACACAGUGACUGGUUGUGCACUGAGUGGCUGGGUUUGUUUUGUUGGUCGGUAGUUCUACAAGACGGCUACUAAAAAGUAGCAGUACGUGUAAUAGUUGUGCUACCUGGCUACUGACUCAGCACCCAUCAUUGACAUCGCCGGAAGGAUCAAUUCCCUGUAUUGUGUGCGUCUAAUCAUCUCAAGUAUUCCACCUAAUCUUCGAACAUUGCUUCCAAAGGUUCAGUAUUUUCAGCGAAGCAUUUUGAGAAUACAUGUAGAGUACGAACGAGUUUGUUUCGGAGCUGCCUAGUCAACUCUAUCUCUAACAUGUGCGUGCCUCUCAUCUCUGACAUCUCGGUGCCGGUGCAAUGAAGAGGAGUAUUCUCAGAGUUUCGGUGCUGAUUUUGUUGAACUAUCUCGUUGUGACAUUUGGACAAACGUCUACCGGUGGUAGCAGUAGCAGCAGCAGCAGUAGCAGUACUGCCAGUAGUGGUGCUGCCACGACAACGCCUGGAGCAGUCACAUCUCCCAUCGUGCCGCUGUGUCCGGACAAUGUUGCCUGUAACCUGCUGGGUGCUGCAUGCAUUGACUGUAGCAACUUCACAGACUCGUGUCGAUAUGGACAGUCGAUGUUAGUCAACUGCACCAGCAGUGGGAGUACAUGCUUGGGUGAGCAAUCAUUCACGCGGAAUGUCUCGUGCCGCUUCUGCUACCAGCUGGAUGCCAGUGACUACACGUGUACAAACUCAACCAGCUGCACUGUCGCAUCGACGCCUCGACCGACUUUCCGGUCCACAUGCACCGUCAAACCCAAUGUGGUGUGUCUUGGAUCUAGAACCUUCUUCAUGACCAGAACAUGCAACUGGACGUCGGGCCUUCGCUGGUCGACGGCCCUCGUCCUAAGCAUAACACUUGGAGGUUUCGGCGUUGACCGAUUUUACCUGGGUGACUGGAGGCACGGCCUGGCCAAGCUCUUCACGUUCGGAGGCUUGGGUGUGUGGACGCUCGUCGACAUUCUCCUGGUCGCUAUCGGUUACCUUUCGCCAUCAGAUGGCUCCUUAUACGUCAUGUAACACAAUCACAUUCAUUCCAAAACUCAUAGAUACUGUACUACAGAAAAUAGAAGUGCAUCAUUGUAUGAUGUUUCACCAGUAUACGAUAGAAAAAUACGUUCAUGUCUUUGAAAUUUACCAAAAAAGUUUUGUUUUUACAUAAAAUUAGUUCAAGUGUUACGCUGUUUUUUUUAUAAUGCUGUACAUAAAGCUGAAAUUCUGUUAUGUCAAGCUGCUGAGGAUAACUGUUUUACUGUGUUUUCAAUGAUAAUGAUAAAUGACCAAACUCA
This is a messenger RNA of Sycon ciliatum, 1331 nucleotides long. RefSeq names its product TM2 domain-containing protein 3-like. The coding region runs from base 358 to 1062 and encodes 234 amino acids. The record is from RefSeq and is a predicted model, not a curated record. The transcript is spliced from 5 exons. Lineage: Eukaryota; Metazoa; Porifera; Calcarea; Leucosolenida; Sycettidae.